Messenger RNA from Alternaria metachromatica, 2112 nucleotides. RefSeq lists its product as uncharacterized. The transcript has 2 exons. NCBI's taxonomy places the organism in Eukaryota, Fungi, Ascomycota, Dothideomycetes, Pleosporales, Pleosporaceae. The coding region runs from base 1 to 2112 and encodes 703 amino acids. The record is from RefSeq and is a predicted model, not a curated record.
AUGGGCUUUGGUGGUAUUGAUGCAGCUCGUAAAAGCGCGCAGGCUGUACAAGCUGCAGCGGCUCUGGAAGAGGCGGGAUUGGCCGGGGAUGAGCCAAAGUUGAACAUUGAUUACACAUUCGUCGGCUUGGGCAUUGAAGACGAUGAAGUCGACGUCGCAGGCAACUGUGGAAACAUGAGCAGUGCAAUUGGCCCUUAUGCUUAUAACGCCGGUCUUCUCCCAUCAAGUGCAUACGCCCAGGGAGACGGAGAGGUCACAGUCAAGAUACGGAACACCAACACUGGAAAGCUGAUCGACUCUACUUUCGAAGUCAUUGGAGCGCAAGCUGCUGUCGCGGGUGACUACAGCAUUGACGGCGUUACCGGAAAAGGCUCAAAGAUCAGAUUGGAUUUCAAACGUCCAUACGGCAGCAAAACUGGCAGAGUGCUACCUACUGGCAGGAGAGUGGACAACAUUGGGGGCUACAGAGUAUCGUGCAUAGAUGGCGCGAACCCAGCGGUCUUCGUCCGAGCAGAUGAUGUCGGAGUGGAUGGUACCAUCCUACCCGACGACUUCAACAACCUUCAGGAAAAGCUUGCUUUGCUCGAAAGCAUUCGCAAAGCCGCUGCCGUCGUCAUGGGUAUUGCAUCUACAGAGGAUGAGGUUCCUCGUACCGUUCCCAAGAUCGGCAUCGUAUCACAAUCAUCUGCGCACCCCGUCCUGUCAGGGAACACCCUCAAGGCAUCACAGAUGGACAUUGUCGUACGUUUUCUCUCAGAUACACAGCCUCAUCGAGCUAUUCCUUUGACUGCUGCACUGACGACAGCCGUCGCGGCGCGCAUCCCCGGAACAGUCGUCGAACAGAUGCUUGCUCCUGAGCCUUUGAUGGAGGGCGCCAUCACCAUAGGUCACGCAAGUGGUCGACUGCAGGUCAACGCCACAAUGGAUCCAAGGAACAAGCUCAUCCCCGCUAGUGGUACGGUAUACAGAACCGCGAAGAGGCUGCUCGAAGGAAAUGUAUUCUGGGCCGACAAAUUUGGGGAGACGGAACUGAGGGAAGACACUACUGAAACCAAUACCACCUAUGGUAGUAACGGCCGACACUCUCUUGGGCUAGCUUUCGUUCUGGAGAACCGCGGUAAAGAUUCAUCCCACCUCUUCGAAGAAGACGUCGCACGUGCAAAGCAACAAGAAUCGGACAUGGACCAAAUCAUAAGCCAACAACCGACUCUAGAGCAGAUUGAAGAAAACGAGCAGAAAGAGGAGCCCGAGGUCCCGAUCCUAGUUUACAGACCCCUCCCCGACCCGCACAGGAAGCGACGCGACCUACGGGAAAUACCCAAAGAAGAAGAUGCCCUCACACUCGCCAUCCAAGGCCUACACUCCGAACUCACCGGACUGCUGCACGAUGAAAAGAUCAUGGACACCACGGAACAGAACUCCAACCUUCUCGAAGCUGUCCUCAGGGCACACCGUGACAUACAAAUCAACUCCCUGAUCCAAAGGCGUUCAGCCGAGAAGGCUAGCGAGAAGGCGAAGAAAUCUGUGGUUCGGAAAAGUAGAACUCGUGCACAGAAGGUUACAGCGGGCGGGAAGUUGAGAUGGGAGCAUGUGGAAAGGGCAAUCUCCGCCCGCGUUACGGAGCAGGCAAGAAAGAGGGUGGAGAGUUGGGGGAGAACGGAGAGGACGGAUACUGAUGAUGUGGAUGAACAUAUGGGGGAGAAAGUGGAAAGGAAUAUGGCGCCCCAAGAUGAUGGCGAUGAACAACAGAAGACGGAGAGAUCGGUGAAAGAAGACAUGGAGGAAUGGAUGAGGAAAAAGCAAGACGAGGAGCAGAAAAGGUCGUUUAGAGAUGACAUGGAGGGAUGGGAGAGGAGCCAAGAAAAAGAGGAGGAGGAGGAGAGAAGGAUAAGGAGAGAAGCCUUGGACGAAAUCCUGAGCAACCGCGAAAAGGGUGACACUUCGAUGUUUAGUAUGGACCCGGAAUUUGCUUUGGCGGAGCGAGAGCCGUGGAAGAGGACUCCUAGAGAUGUAGGACCGAAGAUUACCACAUACCCCGUUAAGACGGCGAAAAUGAAGGCAAAGCGGAUGAAAGCUUUAUACCGUAAGCCGAGGUCGUGGAAUUCGAGAUGA